This is a messenger RNA of Schistocerca serialis cubense, 598 nucleotides long. RefSeq lists its product as uncharacterized. Lineage: Eukaryota; Metazoa; Arthropoda; Insecta; Orthoptera; Acrididae. The record is from RefSeq and is a predicted model, not a curated record. The transcript has 3 exons. The coding region runs from base 113 to 598 and encodes 161 amino acids.
CAACAGCUGGCUGGCCCCCUCCACGUGACGCCGAGCCGCGCCGCGCCGCUCCGGUCCAUUCCACCUGCGCCUACUCGCCCAAGGACUCGACCCGCUGCGCUGGGAGCCCCGGAUGGUGAGGGCGCCUGAUAUCGACAUGGCGCAGCAUGGCGGCUCCAGCUCCACCGGCGCAGACCGCUCGCAGCGCGCUUCCCCGUCGGGGUGCGUGCACCACCAGCUGCCGCAGAGGGCCGGCGCCAAGCAGAGCGCCACCACCACCACCACCACCACCACCACCACGACCAGCACCAGCAGCUACGGCGCGCUGCACGUGGGCGGCGUCACGCUCAACCUGGGCCACCACCACAUCCACCACUGGACGUACCCCACGAGCGGGGUGCCUGCCGCGCUGCCCGGCGCCGCCACCUUCCACUUCGGGCCCGGCUUCGAGCCGCACCCGUUCGAGGAGGCCGGCGGGCCGCUGUCGUCGUCGUCGUCCUCCUCGCUGCGCGCCUCGCAGCCGCCAGUUCGUGCUGGACAGCUACGUGGCUUAUCUGCUCAUGGCUCGCCAGGACUCGUGCGUCAAGCCUACUCCAGGAGGCUGUUCCGCGAAGAAUGA